Salarias fasciatus (jewelled blenny) is the source of this 1852-nucleotide messenger RNA. It is a transcript of the gene msrab, whose product is annotated as methionine sulfoxide reductase Ab. The record is from RefSeq and is a predicted model, not a curated record. The transcript is spliced from 6 exons. Gene Ontology annotation, molecular function: peptide-methionine (S)-S-oxide reductase activity. Gene Ontology annotation, cellular component: cytoplasm. Lineage: Eukaryota; Metazoa; Chordata; Actinopteri; Blenniiformes; Blenniidae. Gene Ontology annotation, biological process: cellular response to oxidative stress. Bases 276 to 863 code for a protein of 195 amino acids.
UUCGAUAUAGAAAAUGAAUGUGCUGCGCUCCUUUUGCAUGCUAUUUGAAUUUAAUCUCACUGUGUAUCACAGUCUUUGCUUUGUUUUUUGGCAUCAUCUGCUUUUCAUCACACUAUUUUGAAACAGGAAGUCGGGUAGGAGUGCAUCACAGAGGACAAACCUGAUGCUGCCACUCCUCACCUACUCAGUCGUAUGCACAAAGUGCAUUGUGGGAGCUUGGUGUGAGAGCAUAGGAGGAAACGGUGCCGCAGCGUCCAGGGGCCCAUCUGGGCAUUAUGCGCAUGAAGGCUCCGCCCCGUCACAAGCAUGCAGUCAAUGGGAAUCCAACUGUGGAGCCUUUUCCAGAAGGCAUGGAAACCAUCAUGUUUGGAAUGGGCUGUUUCUGGGGAGCUGAGAAACUCUUCUGGCGGCUUCCGGGAGUCUUUUCCACCCAGGUGGGCUACGCCAGCGGUUUCACACCCAACCCCACCUACGAGGAGGUCUGCUCAGGUCUGACAGGACAUACCGAGGUGGUGAGGGUGGUCUUCUCCCCCAAAGACAUCAGCUUCGAGGAGCUGCUCAAACAGUUUUGGGAGAACCACGAUCCUACACAAGGUAUGAAGCAGCACAAAGACAUAGGUACUCAGUACCGCUCGGCCAUUUACACAUCCAACCCCACUCAGCAGCUGCUCGCUCUGCAGAGUAAAGAGGCCUUCCAGCAGGAGCUUGAUAAGAAUAACUACGGUCCCAUCACGACUGUGAUCCUGGAGGAGCGGCAGUUCUACUACGCUGAGGAUUACCACCAGCAGUACUUGAAGAAGGUACCGAAGGGCUACUGCGGCCUGAAAGGCACCGGGGUGUCCUGCUCCAUCGGGGCCAAGUAGGAUGAGCAGUGACGGCUCAGUGGUGUAGAAAAACGAAAGAGGACAGAAAAGGGAUUUUAAUAAGAGUAAUGAAAAACUGUUUCUCGUGCUUUUUUUAAUUUUUCCCAUACACGAGUGAGAUGAAUGUAUUUCCAGUGUAUCUGUGCUUUAAAUUAUUAUAAAUAAGCCUAAUAUAAUAUAUUCAAAGCCGUAGCCAUGAAAAAUACAAAUGAUAUAUACAAAGUUGAGUUUCGGUAUAACUCAUGCAUUUAUCAAAUUGCACUAUAUAUGUUUAAAAGAAAUUAUGACAAAAGUUUAAUUAUAUGUGGAAUACGAAUGACCAUCAUUUGAAACGCGCCCGUGUUCCUUGUUCAGGUUUUCAAUCUGCUUUUCUUGGAGAAUUGCUUUCAAAAGUUUCAGGCAUUAUUUCUGUAACUCCUUGCAUCCAUAUACCUGGCAGGUCUCUUUAGAAUGAGCCUCAGUCUUCAUGUGAGCAGAAGGUUGAUUCUUCUUGAAAGAAGGGACAUAAUGUCAAAUACAGUAUGAAUAGUUACUGUACGCAAAGUUUGGUAAAACAAUCUUUUUUAAAAAAGAUUUCGAUCAAUUAUAGAUUUCUUUCUCCUUUAAAAAAAUAAACUUACAAACUAAUUGUUUUUGUAAGUGCGGGUUUAACGAGUUGAACUUUAAAUUUGUCCACUGAAUUGCAUUAACAGCCAGCCGCCACAAGGUGGCGACAUUUCUUAACAGUUUGAGCUCUUGCCUUUUUUUGUUCCAACAACAAAUCAACAAUGUAGAAACUUAUUUUGGACCAUUGGUAAAUCUAAAAAACCACCUGAAUUAUUUGAUUCAUUCAUUCACAAAGCUAGUGUUCUGUGGCUUUUUUUUUUUUUUUUUUUUAAUUUGAACUGUAAUGUGAUCAGAAUCGGAGAAGUAGCUACAUACAUAUCUUUUUCUAUAAAACCGCCUCUGAUUUGCACAUCUUUCACUUUGGGAAUAAUAAAAUCUUUCCU